Molecule: messenger RNA, 8176 nt
Organism: Solenopsis invicta (red fire ant)
Lineage: Eukaryota; Metazoa; Arthropoda; Insecta; Hymenoptera; Formicidae
Gene: scalloped
Product: protein scalloped
Exons: 10
Coding region: 2093-3475 (460 amino acids)
Biological process (GO): embryonic organ development; hippo signaling; regulation of transcription by RNA polymerase II
Cellular component (GO): transcription regulator complex
Molecular function (GO): RNA polymerase II cis-regulatory region sequence-specific DNA binding; DNA-binding transcription factor activity, RNA polymerase II-specific
Source: RefSeq, a predicted model, not a curated record
ACGCGAGCGAGCGCGUCCACGCCCGUGUGGACGUUCUGACGGUGGCGUCGUCUCGGAACGGGCCCGCGCAAGGAGCGAGGUUCCGACCGCAGCGACGAUAGUGAUAUUACCCGCGGAGAGAUAGAGAGAGUCACUAACGAGCGGACAGACGGACAGACGGAUGGACGGACGAAAGAGAGCGAGAGAGAAAGAGAGAGAUAUGUUGUAUGCGUGAAAAGGAGAAAGAAAGAGAAAGACGUUGCGCGUGUAUUCUGCAUGAGAGUAUUGAGAGUGCUCCACCGAGCGAAGUGAGCGAGUGAAUGCGCGACGCCGUUAUUACCCGCUCCGCGCGACCGAUGCUCUCGCGCGUUCGGCUUGUCACGCUUGUGCGGUACUUCCGCCCGGUCGUGGCGAGCGUCUGCCGUUCUCGAGAUUGCUCCGAGACAAGACAAAAAUAUAAGUGCAUAGAUAAGGUGAGAGAGGGAGAGAGAAAAAGGGAGUUCCACGAGAGAAUCGCGAAGCUAGGAAGAAAACGAAAAAUCAUUUCGCCGGCACGAAGUCGACCGGGAGAGAGAGAGGGACAGAGACGCUCUUGUAACCGGUGUUUACUCGAUAGAGGGCUAUUUACAUUGUGCAUCCGGCCUUCGUACUUGGAAUCGCACGGGCUCUCGCGUGUUUACAAGCGUGCCGUGCCGUCCGUGUCAGCUGUGCACCUCGAUAGCGUAUAUACGAGUCAACGCGAAGCAAAGCGGCGGCGGCGGCGGCAGUAGUAGUGGCGGCUCACCUCGCCGUCGAGGUUAGGGUAACUCUCCUCUCGCGGUCGUGGCGCGUCGCUCGACGGUGGUGUGUGCCGGUGGUGUGGGCUGCGUGCGCGUUUCCUCGCUACCGGCGCGCGAGCGGGGGCGCCGUAACAGAAACGCGUGCUGCUCUCUCCGCCUAGUCGUCUGUCCGCCAGCCCGCUCGUUCGUGUGUCCGCUCGUUCGCUCGCCCGCCUCGCUCGCUCGCUCGUGUCGCCGCUCGCCCGCUUCUGGUGAAUUCGUAUGGUGAAUUAUUGAUCCGCGGCGGCGUGUGCGUGCGGAAAAACCGCCGUUGGCUGGAAGAGAGGAAGGUAGCGAGAGGUAGAGGGGGGCAAAGAGAGAAGAGAGAGAGAGAGAAAGGUAUAGUCGGUAAAGGGGGGGGAACGGGAAGGGGUGACGGAGACGGAGCCGCACACAGAGUGGCGCACGGCGGUGGCGCGAGAAAGCGCUUAAAGCGAGCACACGUACGGGGUGAGACGUGCGCUGGUUGGUGUGUUGGUUGUAUAUUGUUUUGAAAAGUGUCGCGGGUCGCGCGCGGACGCACGCGACGCAUCAUCACGUCACAUCGCGUCGCGUCGGAUCGCAUCGCAUCGCAUCGCGUAGCGUCGCGUCGGAACGCCGUGCCUCGGUCGCGAGGCGCGAAGCUCAACGUCGACGAAAGAUCGCGUCCCUCCGCUAGAGACGAGGUAGAACGAGCCAAGUGUACAACGUCCUUACGCGUAACGUCGCCUUCCGCUUUCCUCGUCCCUUCGCUGCUCCGUCGUCGUUUCAUUCGUGCGUGCGUGCGUGCGUGCGUGCGUGCGUGCGUGCGUGCGUGCAGGAACGAACGCGAGAGAAGCGUGCUCCGCGGGGUAAUGCACACGACAGGCGAGGUAGCUGUCGUCGGGAGGCCGGUGAGUGUCCUAGAGUGACGAGCGAAUCGCCGAGGAAGACACCGACGAGAUCUCUUCGCGAUAUUUGCACGCGCGAGACGACGUGUGGGACUUAUUAUCGCGACGUGAAACGGGGGAGUGUCGCGGUAGUGCAUUGUCGUCGUCGGACCGCGCCGCCGACGACGGCGUACGACAGCCACGACGCCGGGACGACGAGAGGAAGGUGGUGGAGGAGGCGAUCAGUGUCGUCGCGCGGAGGAAACUUAGGGGGAAACCCGCAACGUUUUGUGUCGUUUUGUCGUACGGUCGCUGCUGAGAGCGCGCUCCGAUAAUCCCGGAGGAAGGCAACGUCUUAUCUUCGCCACCGCGGCUUGGAUGGAUACUGUGCAUUAUUUCUGGAGUGUACCCACGUCGCCGUCAUCCUGACCUGCCCGAGAAAUCCUCAUGAAAGACUGGGAACUCAGUACUCAGAAUAGCAUCGGCAGUGCGGUGGCUGCAGCCGACACCAUUUCCGCGCCGUGGACCCCCGCGAGUUCCGGGCCGCCGCCCGACGCCAACGGCUCCGGCUCGGAUACGAAGAACCUCGACGUUGGCGAAAUUAGCGAUGACGAGAAGGACCUGUCGGCAGCGGAUGCGGAGGGUGUGUGGUCGCCGGAUAUCGAACAGAGCUUUCAGGAAGCUCUUACCAUAUAUCCGCCAUGCGGUCGACGCAAAAUCAUCCUUUCCGACGAAGGGAAGAUGUACGGUCGCAACGAGCUGAUCGCCCGUUAUAUCAAAUUGAGGACCGGUAAGACGAGAACGCGAAAACAAGUAUCUUCGCACAUACAGGUUCUCGCGAGAAGAAAACUCCGGGAAAUACAGGCAAAACUCAAAGUGGAUCAUGCCGCCAAGGAGAAGGCACUCCAGACAAUGUCGAGCAUGUCAAGCGCCCAAAUAGUAUCAGCUGGAAGCGCGAUACACAACAAGAUGCCCCCCGCCCUCGUGGGGCCCCUUGCCCUUCAUGCUUCCACCCCUGUCUCCUAUCCCGGAGCGCAAUUUUGGCAACCUGGCCUGCAACCAGGAACGUCCCAGGAUGUCAAACCCUUUCCUCAGCCUGCCUACACUGGGAAACCGGCGACAGCGGUCUCGAGCGGUGAUUUGGUUCAAGCACAGCCUGCACCACCAUGGGAAGGGCGCGCCAUCGCGACCCACAAGCUUAGGCUUGUCGAAUUUUCGGCCUACAUGGAACAACAGAGAGAACAGGAGUACCAUAAACACCUGUUCGUUCAUAUAGGAGGUUCCGCAACAUAUGCCGAUCCACUUUUGGAAGCGGUCGAUGUUAAACAGAUAUACGACAAAUUCCCGGAGAAAAAGGGCGGUCUCAAAGAACUUUACGAUAAGGGACCGCAAGCAGCUUUCUUCCUCGUUAAGUUUUGGGCUGAUCUCAAUAGCAACAACAUCCAAGACGAGAGUAGUGUAUUCUAUGGCGUCACAAGCCAAUACGAGAGCAACGAGAACAUGACGAUAACGUGUUCGACGAAAGUAUGCUCCUUUGGAAAACAGGUAGUGGAGAAGGUGGAGACGGAGUACGCCAGGUUUGAGAAUGGCAGGUUCGUUUAUCGUAUUAGCCGUUCACCUAUGUGCGAAUAUAUGAUCAAUUUCAUCCACAAACUGAAGCACCUGCCAGAGAAGUACAUGAUGAACAGCGUUCUCGAAAAUUUCACCAUCCUCCAGGUUGUCACGAACAGGGAUACGCAGGAAACAUUAUUGUGUACGGCAUAUGUGUUCGAAGUAUCGACAUCUGAACAUGGUGCUCAGCAUCACAUAUACAGAUUGGUCCAAGACUAGCCUGCUUGAACCUGCUCGCCAUGCAGCCAUCCACCCCCAUCAGUGCCUACCAUCACAUAAAGAUCAUCCAUACACGUAUACACACACAAUUACAUUGUGAAAAUACAAUAUACACAUAUAGCCAAGUUCCUCUAUUCUAAAAUUAAAAAAUCAAGCGUUUUCUCUAAUUUUCCUUUCAGUUUCCAUUUUUAUUCUAAGGAAUACGAACAGAUUGGAAGUGUUACUUUCUUUUGUUUAUUCGUAUCGUGUUAUCAUAUCGAAUGAUUAAUGUGUGAUGUAUGAUAAAUAUGGAUAAUAAAGAAAGUAACAUGCAGCAAUGUAAAAAAGAGAAAUUUAGUUUUGAGAAAAUCAGCUGAUUUAGAGAAUAGGAAUUUAGAAUAGAGGAAUUUGAUUGCGCGAUAUGUUGCGUGAAUAUGUGGGUGUAAAAAUGCUUACACUUAUACAGAAAUAUUUUCGCGUCCAUAGGUGAGUUUCGAUGGAAAAUAUUCGAUCGAUGAUAUUACGAAAAUUAUUCUAUAAACAGGUGUAAAUAUUGAAUAAAUAAUAGAUGUUAUAAUAAAACAUCCUCUAUAUAAAAUCCGGAUGAAUUAAAAUGUUGCAUUGCGUACGUUCUUGCUUUUUUUCUUUUGUAUUAAGAUUUUUGUAUGCGAAUCUUUUCUUGUUCAACAUGCUAAUUUCAUAAAUUUAAAGUUUAUGAAAAAUACGUUUUCUCAUUUCGAAGAAUUAGUUGUAGAGAAAUAUCAGAGAAUAAACGGAACAAGUCGCGAUAUUUCAAUUGAUUAUGAACCGGCUGUGCAUGAUAAGGAAUUAAAUUAAAGAUGAGAAAUUCUAAGUAUUGUAUAAUAAAUAUUAUAAAUACCCCACAAAGUCUAAUUUUUAUCCUUGAAUGUUUCGUAACGUAAAAUUAAUAGAAUGUGUUUUGCGAACGUUUUCCGUGAAACUCCUUAACGAGGACUCUACACACAUAUGUAUACAUAUAUGAUAAAGUACUGGCCAGCCCGAGCUUGAGUUUGAUUCAAAGUUUAUACUUUUAAUAACUUAUAUUGGGUCAAUACAUAAAUACAUGUCAUGAUAUAAAAAAAAUUCUUGCAUUUGUACUGAACAAUGUCUUUAAGAUAUCAUACACAGUUAUAAAUUAUAUAGUGAAAUAGAGAUUAAAGUGUUUCUCAUAUAUAUACAUAUAUUUUAUGAUCAUAAUCAUCAUCCCUUUUAAUCGGCGUUUUAGUAAACUCGUCGAUUAAUCUUAAUAAAGAGAAUCGAUUUUAAUAAAGAAGAUAUAUUGUAAUAAAUUAAUUUAAAAUUGACAAUAAAUUUUUGGUAUAAAAUUGCAUAAAGUAUAUGCAUACUAUAAAAACAAAAAAAAGAGGGAAAACAAAGAAACAGACUCUGAUCUCGGAAAGGCAUGGUACCCCAUCAUUUUAUUUAGUAUUAUAGUUUUAUUAUUAAAUUAGACGAUAUAUUAUAGAGACUCGAGACAAAAACAUCCAAACACAGAUAUACAUAUAUUACGUAUAAGAGUAUAUAUGUUAAAUAUUAAUGCAAUGAUUACGAUUUACAUUGUUAUAAAUGAUCGUGUAUAAAGUUAUCUAAGUUUUAAAAGAAAUGGAGGUUUGAUCAAGAAAUAUGCCAUUUAUGAUUUUUUUAUAUAAUACAAAAUACAAUUAUAUAUUGUUUUCAAUCAGAAUUAAAUCAGAAACAUAAGAAAAAUGAAAUAUAUUAACAUUGCGUUUCUUCGUUAAAGAACUUCUUUUCGCAUCAUGCAAAAAUUCUUAUUACUGUGAGAAUUUACGCUGCGAUUAUUAAUCUUUUAAUGAUUUAUUUGACGAUUUUUACAUUUUAAUAUUUUACAACACAUUUGGAUAAUGUGCAAACCUACUCUGAUUAGGCAGUGACACUUAGGUUAAAGGGAUGUGUUUGUAUUUCUUAUAAUCACCUUACUUUAUAUUCUAAGAUCAUUUUCUAUAGUUCUUACUUAUGAAUGAUUUUUCUUACUUAGCAUAUUUUGUUUGUUUUUAUCUUUCUACAAAGCGAUAUACCAGAUCGAUAUACUUCGAUUAUACAGAUGGAAGGCCACCGUCAUAUAAAUUGUAGCUAUGUGAUAGGAACUUUGAUUACUCUAAAACCCGAUCUUGGCAUUUUUUAUCAGGAGUCUAUUGAAAUCAAUCUUGAAAAAUGUAAUAAGACAUACGACGAUUUUACAAUGUUAUGAAGCGUCAAUAUUUAAAUUACGAUACAUCAUUCGAUUGUCUUCGAUUGAGUCUUUGAUUGAUUUCAAUAUUGUUCUCCAAAUCUCUGUAAGUUAAAAGUAUUUUUUUGAAGCACUGUAAGAGGAUACAAUAAUCCAUUGCAAAAAAAAAACGUUUCGUACUUAAUAAUAUAAUUUACGUGUUACAUAUACAUGGACCAUAGAAAACUUACAUACAGAGAUUUUUCAUGAACUUAGUGGCAAUUGUUUAAACGAGUAGAGGACCAUAUCUUGCAGUUGACUUUAUUUAAUCGCGUCUCUCAUAUAUAUAUAUAUAUAUAUAUAUAUAUAUAUAUAUAUAUAUAUAUGUAUGUGUGUGUGUGUGUGUGUGUGUAUACAUAUAAUUAUGUAAAUGCACAGACAGUUUUUACUUAUUUUUUAAUUUGAUCUGUUAUGUGUUUCCGGAACAAAACUUGCCUAUCGAGCAGUAAAUAUUAGCAUAAGCAAGAAAAGGUCGUGUAUAUUUUAAUAAGAUAAUAUUAUUUACUGUAUUCAUACUUUAAUUAACUUUUACGGAACAAGUGGCAAUGUAUUUUGAUCUCUUUUAGUCAGAAAUAUGUCGCUUUUUAUUUGGGUUGAGAAGUGAAUUUACUAUAUGGGUUGACUCUGGAGUAGAAAGGAAUUUAUGUUUAAUCAAUAUGUGAAUGUGUUUUUUUAAAUGGCAGCUUUUAUAUGUUUUACUUAUUGUUACCGUUUUUUUUUCUUUUUUUCAUAUAAGCUUAGUGUCUGUUUGAAAGUAACUCUCGAAGUAAAAGAGUUAAAAACAUAAAAGAAAAUACAUAAGAGAGUAACUCUUUAUAGCAAAAAUUCUCAUUUUUUUCAUUUGUAAAUAUGGCUUUUAAAAAUUUACGACAGUAUUUCUUUCAAAUAGAUACUAGCCAAUAAUAAUUCAUUAUAUUGUUUUUUUAUCACCUAUAUUUUUUAUCAAUAUAGAAAUUGUGAUUUAGCAAAAUUGUUUGCAUAUCAAACUGGAAUUGUAACCACGGCCAUGCUAUAUGGACAAAUUUUUUUUGCAAUAUUUUGCUUAUUAAUAAGUAUCGAAAUCAACGUUUUUAAUUUUACAUUUGCAGUAAUUUCAAUAAAUAUAUAAUGUUUUUACAGUAUAUCUAUAAUUAUAAUUACAUUUAUAAUGAACAAGACAACGUCUCGUGGUUACAUAUCGAAUUGCUUAGUAAUGCAUUGUUGUUUCUGAAAUUAUGCAAUAUUUUUAAAAGAUAUUCACACGAAUUCAAUUCGGUCGUGUAAAUUUUUAUUUUAUAUGGAAAUUUGAAAACAGGUGGAAAGAGUAUGAAAUUGAGAAAAAAGAGCACCGACACUAAUAUUAUUGACAUUUACGCGUAAUGAUUUUAAAGUAAGCGAAUUACAUUUAUAAGGAAAGAUUAUAAAAAUAUAUAUUUAUCUAUGUCUUCUGUGAAGAUAGAAAAUAGUACUCUCUCACUCUAUAUUGAUGAUAUCGAAAAUCGAGGUCCGAUAAAAAGAUACAAAAUGCAGAAAUAGACUAAGAAAAAAAAGAGACAACUCGCACUGUACACAAUAACAUACGAUACGAUCGAUCGAUUGACUCAGAUUUGUUAAAUAUCUUUGUAUAUAUUUACAUGAAGACCAUGAGAAAUUGUUCAAGUUCCAGCAGCUACAUUUUUGUAAUAAGUACUACUCCCGUGAGAAAAAAAACUGUUUUAUUUGCAGCUAUGAAUCCAGUUCCACAUUUCGAAAUUAAAGUAUGCAAAAAAAUUUUUAAUAUUUUCAUAGAGACCAUUUGGUUUUUUUUUAUAGAUGCAGUACUUUGAUACAAGAAUGAAUGUCUAAUUUUUAUUAAUUAAAUUUAUUUUUAUUUAUCAAAAUUUGUAACUAUAUUGUUAAAUAGCUAUUACGUCUAUAAAAUAUUUAUUUACUGAUAAAGGAACGAAAGAAUUAUUGAAUUAUUCAAUAUAUUUUAUUUACUCUUUGUAUUUAUAAUCAAUAGAUACACAUAGAUGACACAUAAAUACACAUAGUAAUUAAAAUAUAUUUAUGAAGCAGAAUAUCAUUAAUUAUACUUUAUAAAACAUAUUUGUCUUUAAAUCAAUUUUAAAUCCAAUUAACUUCUCUCUAUGAAAGUAUUAACUUGCACUCAAUCGGCCUGCUAAUUCAAUAAAUUUUCUAAAAUUUGCAUAUAAAAUCUAUUUAUUCAUAUCCUGGAACUGCCAUAUCAAAGAAUUGAGCUUGAUUGUAAAAAUGAUUAAAAAAUAUUGAUCGGAGAAAAAAGGAAACAAAAGGAUCUACCUGUAUAUUAUUAACAUAAAUGAAACGAAAUGAGGAUCAAAGUAGUUGUUUUAACGAGUAAAUGAAAAAUAAAUAAAAUGAUAUAUCAUUAAAUUAGAAGUUUAAAAAUAUAAUAGAACUCAGUAUAUGUACAGUAUUUGAAAAACAUGUUUAUAAUUUGUAUGGAGAAAAAUAAAUGAUUGAUAUAAAAAAAG